Molecule: messenger RNA, 2001 nt
Organism: Daphnia pulex (common water flea)
Lineage: Eukaryota; Metazoa; Arthropoda; Branchiopoda; Diplostraca; Daphniidae
Product: cytochrome P450 2C70-like
Exons: 9
Coding region: 1-1506 (501 amino acids)
Biological process (GO): xenobiotic metabolic process
Cellular component (GO): cytoplasm; intracellular membrane-bounded organelle
Molecular function (GO): heme binding; iron ion binding; oxidoreductase activity, acting on paired donors, with incorporation or reduction of molecular oxygen, reduced flavin or flavoprotein as one donor, and incorporation of one atom of oxygen
Source: RefSeq, a predicted model, not a curated record
AUGGCGGAUAUCUUUGGCACAACGACGGCGGUUGGCUUUUUAGUCACGAUUAUUUAUUUCUAUUGGCGUCAAAAUCGGAAAACUUAUCGCUUACCUCCUGGUCCCAAGCAAAAUCUCAUCUUUGGCAAUUUGAUGGAAUUAAUUCACUCGACGUUUAUUCAAGGCGAGCCGGCUUUUGUCAAGUUCUCUCAGUGGGCUUUUCAGACGGGACCGAUUUGCUACUUGCGGUUUUUCCGACAACGAGUCGUCGUGAUUUCAGACGCAAGGGUUGCUCAACGUUUGUGUGUCCAUCAGGCGGACAAAUUCACCGAACGGCCGCCGGGACUAUUCUUAGCACGAGUAUUGAAAAACAAAGGAAUCGUGUUCAAUGACGGACCAUCGUGGAAGGAACAUCGAACAUUUCUGACUCACGAAUUUCGCAAGUAUGGAUUUGGGAAACAAUCAAUGGAGCAGAGAAUUCAAUAUGUGGUUGAUGAAUACCUACAUCAAAUUGGUAAAACGAACGGAGAAAAUCACGAUCCGCAUCCGAACAUUGCGACGGCAGUUUAUAACAUUAUUUGGACAGUGAUCAGCGGCGAUAAAUUCAAAUGGGGCGAUCCUUUCCUGCAAAAAGUCAUUAAAAAUCUUGAAACCAAUUUGCAGGCUGUCGAGCUCACCGGACCCCAUAACUACGUCAUCAUACUCACUCUUUGGCAUUUACUGUGGCACAACUUUGUGCGCUUGUGGCAAAUCGUCUCGACGAGAUUGGUUUACUUUAAACAACUCAUCGCCAAGUUCAGGAAGUACAGAGAGGAAACUUCAAGCUCGGAAGUGGAAGAGUCCAUGAUGUACGACUACCUGGUUAAAAUGCAGGAAUUAAAAAGCAGCGGAACGUCGACUCACUUUACCGAGACGCAACUCCUUUGGUUGGUCUCCGAUUUGUUUAUCGCCGGCGGUGAGACGACCAUCACAACCAUUCGCUGGAUACUCCUGUGUUUGGCCAAGUAUCCUCAAGGCCAGGAACGUGUUCGACAGGAAAUUAUCAACGCCUUCGGUCGGGACUCGACGCCAACGUAUGCUCAACGAACACAGUUACCUUACACAGAAGCUUUUAUUAAUGAGGUCCUUCGUUUGGGUGGCGUCGCUCCGGGAAUGUGGCGCAAUACCAGUCAAGAUGCGACAUACGAAAAUUACGAUAUUCCAAAAGACACAUGGGUUUUACUCCAUUUUUGGGCCAUGAGUAAUAACAAGGAUCAAUGGGACGAAGUAAAAGAAUUCCAGCCGGAAAGAUUUCUAAAUGAAGAAGGAAUGUUCUGUAAAAAUGAAAAUCUUUUAGCAUUCUCCACAGGCAGGAGAGAAUGUCCUGGACAAGGGCUGGCACAGAUGGAACUAUUCCUUUUUACUGUUGGAAUCCUGCAAAAGUUUAAAGUAGCUCUGCCAGCCGGUGAGGAUGUCGACAUCAGAAGUGGACAUUUUGGAGUAACCUACACGCCGCCACUUCAUCAACUAGAAUUCAUUCCUGUGUAGGAUUUCAUAUUCGUUGAUAAAAGUUAUUCGAUUUUAUAAUCGAUAAAAUGGAGUUAAGAACUAUCCAUUUUUAUCCUAGCCUCUUUCGUUUUUUAGCCAAAUUCAAAUUUAUUAGUUUAUGAUAGAAUUACUUAUCUUCUUUAGUUUUGUAUGUAAAUGUCCUUGACAUUUGAUUUUGGGGGGCGAAAAGAAAAACUGGGUAAAAGGGAUGAGCGCGCAAAAUUUCCUAUACUAUCCCAGUAUACCUGACCAGUACCCCAAAACGUUUGAAACGUUUUACCUGAAAAUUCUUUAGACAGUUCCGCCCUUUCUGUGGAAGCAGUAUGGGAGACAUAUAGCAAUAUAUAGGAACCCUAAAUCAAUUAAAUCUUAAUUCGGUACCGAAUGUUUGAAACAAUAACAUCACUAACCUCGCAAAUAGCCUCCCCUCUCCCCAAUUGUGUGCCCUUAUUGAGAAAAUAAAAUUUUAUUUGACAAGGAAAUGUUUGAAAAAUA